GCCGCAGGGUCCUGACGCCCCGUCAGACCGUCGCUCUCUGUGUGUGAGCGUGUCUGUGUCUCUCUCUGUCUGUCUGUCUGUGUCUCUCUCUCUGUGUCUCCCUGUGUGUGUCUGUGUCUUUCUAUCUCCUCCACCCCCCGCAUUGCAGACGCGGACACAACUUGCAAACUUCACUCCGACUCCUGGAUGACGGAACUGACGGCCGCGGGUGUCCGGGACAAGUUGCUCAAAGAGUUAAAGGCGGAGCAUGUGGAAGUGGAGGACAUCACCGCACAGAAAUGUUCGACCAGUUUCAAGGUGCUGGUCGUGGCGGAAGUGUUCGGCUCAAAGGCUCUGCUCCAGAGACACAGGAUGGUGAACGAGGUUCUGAAGGAGGAGAUGAAGUCGAUCCACGCACUGGAGCUGAAGACAUUCACCCUGGAGCAGUGGAGGGGAGCGGCUCAUGGUCCUGAGGUCAAGAGCUGAACCCCAACUCGCACGUCCUCCUCCAACCCCUCGAGUUCCC
Messenger RNA from Leucoraja erinaceus (little skate), 505 nucleotides. RefSeq lists its product as uncharacterized. The transcript has 4 exons. The record is from RefSeq and is a predicted model, not a curated record. Lineage: Eukaryota; Metazoa; Chordata; Chondrichthyes; Rajiformes; Rajidae. Bases 187 to 465 code for a protein of 92 amino acids. Gene Ontology annotation, cellular component: nucleus; cytosol. Gene Ontology annotation, molecular function: 2 iron, 2 sulfur cluster binding. Gene Ontology annotation, biological process: intracellular iron ion homeostasis.